AAAGAAAAUUAACUGGUUGGGCAACAUCAGUGGGUGGGACUAAUUUUUUUGCUUUCAGCCUGACACUGCACUGAUGGUUACGGUUAAAGAGUGAGAGUUUAAUUUACCCAAGUGUUUGCAGAAGGAAGUAUCUGCCCAGUCGGCAGCCUCUGGGACCUCAAAAGCCCUGGGCCAAGAAGGCACGUGGGGAAAUUGUCUCCAUCGUCACUGAGAGGAUGCUGCAGCAGGGGAACAAACUGCCUAGGAUGCCAAACACUCCAGAGGAUGGCGUGUGCUCCUUGGCGCUGCCCUCGGACAAGCAGCUGGACAGGAAGAGCGAGGCUCCCGACGCCGCCGAGGGGUUCAAGAGCGCCCGGGUGCAAGAGCAGGUCCGCAUGAGGAUGCUGCAGAAGAGCCACUCGGCCCCCAGGACCAACGGAGCAAUGCAGGACUACGCCGAGCUGAAAGGCGGAAACUCCACCAAUGGCCAAUGCAGCACUCUGCAGCAGCACUACAGCUCCAGAUCCCAGACAAAUGGCACAGCCCCCAAAAGCUCUCUGUACCAACCACCAGCUGGAAAGAAAGGUUACAGCACCGUGAAAACUACUAGCUGGUCCUCGCGCUCAGCGGUGGACCUCAGUCCCAACAAGAGAAUGGCCUCCAUCAGCAAUGGCGUUGGGCCAAAGGGCCUGGCUUAUAGCCCAAAUUACACGCUGUCUCAGUCUGCCAGCACUGCCCCCCGCCCCAGGUCUUUUCAUGAGCGGAACUACCGGGGGCAUCAGAACUAUGACACCAUGUCCCUGCGCUCCCUGCGCCUGGCGGAUGGGCCAGGCAGUCCUGGGGGUGUAGAUGACCACUACAGCAUUGUGUCUGAGCAGCUGGAUCCACUGGCCCAGGCAGCUCUCUACAAAAACCGGGCAGGUGGCGGCUUCAGCAGAUCCUACACCUUUGAAAGGCAGAUGAGCGCCGGCUCCAACGCCGGCAUGAAGGGGCCCAUCGAUUGGAUGGAUGGUGUGGAGGCACCGCAGAACAGGCCCGUCAUCCGUGCACCGGCCAUGCGCACCUUGCAGCGCUUCCAGAGCAACAACCGCUCCCGCCUUAGCACGGGCACCUACGGUGCGGUCCAGGCUUCUCAGGUCGGGAGCUCCUAUGCAGGAAUGAUGGAACGCAGUUCCCGUGCCCCCUCUGUGCGCAGCUUGGCUGACUCCAACCACCAUUUGCAAGACCUGCGUGCCAUUGACAUGUACGAUGGUCACAACACACUGAUGUCCCAGCAGUCCUUCUCUGGAGGGUUUGAUGACAUUGAUCUCCCUUCUGCGGUGAAAUACCUGAUGGCCAGUGACCCCAACUUACAGGUUCUUGGAGCUGCCUACAUCCAGCACAAAUGCUAUAGCGACAAUGAUGCCAAGAAACAGGCUCGCAGCCUCCAAGCCGUGCCCAAACUAGUGAAGCUCUUCAACAACUCCAACCAUGAGGUGCAGCGCCAUGCCACUGGAGCCAUGCGUAACCUCAUCUAUGACAAUGCUGAAAACAAGCUGGCCCUGGUGGAAGAAAAUGGGAUCUAUGAGCUGAUGCGCACUUUAUGCGAGCAAGAUGAUGAGUUGCGCAAGAAUGUCACAGGCAUCCUCUGGAAUCUGUCUUCCAGCGAUAACCUCAAGGACCGCCUGGCACGUGACACGCUGGAGAAGCUCACAGACCUGGUCUUGAUUCCCCUGUCUGGGACAGGCAAUGCUGCUCUUAUCCAGCAAAAUGCCUCAGAAGCAGAAAUCUUCUACAAUGCUACUGGCUUCCUCAGGAAUCUUAGCUCUGCCAGCCAGCAAACUCGUCAGAAGAUGCGUGAAUGCCAUGGGCUGGUAGACUCCAUGGUCAAUUACAUUAACAGUUCACUAGAAGUAGGGAAGUCAGAGGACAAGAGUGUAGAGAAUGCUGUCUGUGUACUGCGCAACCUCUCCUACCGUCUCUAUGAUGAGAUGCCUCCUUCUGCACUCCAGAGACUGGAAGGCCAAAGGAGGGGCGAGGGGCCAACCAUGACUAGCGAGCUGGUUGGAUGCUUCAGCCCACAGAGCAGGAGAGCUCGAGAGCUCCACAUGAACUCAGACAUUGUGACUUUCACAGAGGUCUCCAAGGAUCCCAAAGGGAUGGAGUGGCUGUGGAACCCUCAAAUUAUAGGAGUGUACAACAGGCUGCUACAGAGAUGUGAACUAAACAAGCACACCACGGAGGCAGCCUCUGGGGCUCUUCAGAACAUCACAGCAGGGGACCGGAGGUGGGCUGGUGUCCUCAGCAGAGUGGCUUUGGAGCAAGAGAGGAUCCUGAACCCAGUGCUGGACAGAGUCCGCACAGCUGACCAUCACCAACUUCGUUCGCUGACGGGUCUGAUUCGGAAUCUCUCCCGGAAUGCGCGCAAUAAGGAUGAGAUGUCAACCAAGGUGGUGAGUCAUUUGAUCGAGAAGCUCCCAGGCAGCUCUGGAGAGAAGUGGCCUCCAACAGACGUGGUUGUCAACAUUAUUGCUGUACUGAACAACCUGGUUGUGGAAAGCCCCGUUGCUGCACGUGACGUUGUCUAUUUUGAUGGCCUGCGGAAGCUAUUCUACAUCAAGAAGAAAAGGGACAGCUCAGACAGUGAGAAGUCAUCGAGAGCCGCUUCUAGCCUCCUGACCAACAUGUGGCAGUACAGCAAGCUCCAUCGGGACUAUAAGACGAAGGGCUAUCGAAAAGAAGACUUUGUUGGCCUGUAAAGAAAAGGGAAUGCAGAAAUGGACUGUCCAGCCCUAACCCUUCAUGAAAUUUGUACGUGGAUCACCAUUAUGGACUGUGGCGCUGCUGCACGAAGCUUGCCCUCUGCAGCUUCCCUCCUUUUUAUAGAUCUCAGGCCAAUUUGGCUGGUGUGCCUUAUUUUUGCAUUAUUCAUUAGUGUUUGUUUUUUCAAGCCUGCUGGAAACUCUUCUUCUGCUGGCCAUCUUAUCUCCAUAAAAACAAAUCUUAACUGUAAAGCCGUGAGUCAGCAUCCAGGCAAAUUCUCAGGACUCUCCUUCUCCUUCACGUCUUGUACUGGAUGCCCUUGGAUCCCCAGUCAUUAUUUGAAAUUCACGAACACAUGUCAUGGCAGGACUUCCAGUCUUGGGAAGGAUGCUGAGGGGCCUUCCUUCUUCCUCCCAAAAGUCUUGCUGUUUGUAGGUCACUCCCCAGUCCCCACCAUCCUCUGUGAACCCCCAAAAUGAUGGGCUUCCUUUUCACUUUUAAAGAUCUAGGAUAUCUUCUUUUCUUGAGGCAUGGAUCAAUUUUAAUGAGAACUAUAAGCUCUACACAUAUGACACCAGUUUCUGGUGAUACUGAACCUGUUAAUGGAAUUUUGAGGGAUAAAUGCAAUGUUUAAAGUUCGCACUGGCCAAAAAGUAGGGCAAGAAUGCUUUGGCAUAUAGUUUUAUGGUGGAAUUGGGUGGCGGAUCCUUUCAUUUUAAUUAGUUUGUAUGGUCAAUAGCAGGAAUCCUGAAGACAGGAUUUUUCUGGAGCCACACAUACUGUAUAUGUGUACUGUUUCUGUUUGGGUGAUAGUGCUGGUAAAGUAAGAGGUGGGUGGGAUUAUGCAAAAAGGGUGCUGGCUGGCUUAGAACCUGCUGGGGUAAAAGAGGUCCUUAGGCUGGUCUCUGGCCAGCUUUGCUGUGGUUUGUGCAAAAUGUUACUUUGGCUCUAUGCUGGCAGGAAUGCCUUGGUGGCUAUAAAGUGCCAGGUAUUGGCCCACUGAACUGUAUUUGAUUCUAGGGUAAAACCAACAGCCUUGAUCUAAAGUGCUAGGCCCUGUCAAAUGAGCGAACACUGGCUGGGAUAGAAUAUGUUAAGGCACAAGAUGACCGGAUUAAAGUUUUAGUAAAAUUAAGCUGUCUUUUGUGUGCCAGUAUUCUACAUGAAGGAAGUUACAUAACAACUAACUCACGGUAGCUUUCACUCAGGGUACAUCCUUCCUGCAGUCGAAUGGCAGAUUACUGGAAUGUCAUCAGAAUGUUGGCUAAAGGGGAAAUUACUACAGAGGCUCUGAUGGCAGACACACAAUGGUUAUGGCUGUAAUCUGGUACUGUACCUGUUUAGUCCAAUGGUGAAGCUGGAGGCUGUAGGAUCUGGUACUAGUCCCAUUACAUGCCAUGUCCACCAACCUGACAGGCUUUUUUCACUGCCUAGCUGAAAGCCAUUGAUUGAGAAGGUUUCUCUUACUGGAGUAGUUUGCACUGUUAACUGCACUACCUUUCACAUAAAUCAGCAGCAGCCCUCGAAAGCUGUCAUUAUCAAAGUGAGUCAUGCAAAUACUAUGGGUGGUAUUCAACUAAUUUUUACUCAAGAGUAGACCUAUUAAAAUACUUGGCCUAAUUUAGCCAUGUUCAUUUACUUUAGAGACAAGCUGCUGUUGGAAUGGCAGCUGAUUUCAGUAUUUGGGAGGAAAAUAGCUACCCCAGCAUCCUCUCUCUGACGUUCCUGCUGUAAUUGUUAAAAUUUGUACCCAGCAUAGAUAUGAGACCAGACUCUGCUCAGCCACAACAGGAAGCCAAGAUGGACUCGAGGGGCAAUAAGAGGGAAUAAGUUUCUCCUGUACAUACUGUAUAUAGAAUGCUUUUGUUUUUACUCAGUAUAGUGGAUAGGCUAUUAUCUUGUAAAAUUUCUGCUUUUAACAACUCAUUAACUUUGACAGCAUUAUGUAUGCUUCCUUGGAAAUCACAACUGUGCAACUGAAAAGCUGAACUCACCUUAAGAAAGUAAAUUAAGCAGCUGGCAUCUUGUUUUAGUAAAAUAGCUACCUUUGCAUGGUGCAUAGUGAUGCACCACUCACCAGUUCUUCCAACAUCUGACACUAUUCCUAUUUUCAGAGGUGAUCAUCUGUAUAUAAAAACUGAGGAAACAGCUCCCCUAAUUUCCAAGUAAGGAUGGAUGUUAUUGUGGAACUAUCCCUUUGGAACAUGCACACUCAAGCAUCAGAUAGGCUGCCUAGAAGUAGAGCUGUUAUCUCUUAACAAUUGUCUGGGAGAGGGGAGGAGCCAAAAGUAUCAACAAAUGCACAUAGCUCAGCAAGUUAAGCAGGUAAUUAAAACUUGCUAAUUUGCCAGUCUGCUGCUUCUACUAAUGUUGUUUGCCAAAGACCUGCCUCUGCUCUCCACAAAGAGGCACAAUCAUCAAAUGAGUACCCUGGAUGCAGGAUUGAAAGCCUUAGCCAUGAACACAAGGAGAGAAAUAGGAUGUCAAGUCAUUCUGUGAAGAUGGCCACAGCCUUUGGCCCAUUUGCUGGUAAAAUAGACCUGGUUAAAGUUUAAAUUGUAAUGAACACGGCAAGUAAUAACUAUGCCCUUGGAUUCUCUCUUAGGAACUAAAUGAGCUCUUAAGAACAUCUCUACCUUUGUUUGUUAGGCUCUUCUCUAACUUCUGAAGUAAAAAUACCAGUAUUUCAAUAUUAUACAGUGGUACCUCUACUUACGAAUAACUCUACUUACGAAUGGAGCUCUGUCCGCCAUCUUGGAUGCAGUUUAGAUAGGAUUUUUUCUACUUACGAUUUUUUAGAUAGGGUUGCUUCUACUUACGAAUUUUUUCUCCCAAUGCAUUCCUAUGGGAUUCGACUUGACAAAUUUUUUCGACUUACAAAUGUGUGUUCAUAACGCAUUAAAUUCGUAAGUAGAGGUACCACUGUAUUUCUGUUUGUUUUAUGAGAACCUGAAGCACUGAAAGAUAGGCAUGUUAAAUGCUGCAUCAAAGAACAUGUGCUUCAGUGCUUCUGCUACAGAGAAAUAAACCACAACUGCUAAGACGGCUUACUGACCCAUCAGGUGAUCAGCCUCAGUGGUGCAGUAUAGAAGGAAUUCCAUCCAGUACAACUUUUCUCACCCCUGUAUGACAUGUUGCACCUGCAAAAAUUCUGUUUCCUGUACAACUAUUAAGAACCUUGUCUUCCCCUGAAUCUGACAAUCUUUUGCACACUUUUGAGCAUGCUCAGUGCAUGCACUCUAAUUCUGAGCAGACUCACUGAUGUUGCUAAAUAAAGGCUUUGACCAUUUA
This is a messenger RNA of Zootoca vivipara (common lizard), 6012 nucleotides long. It is a transcript of the gene PKP3, whose product is annotated as plakophilin 3. The record is from RefSeq and is a predicted model, not a curated record. Gene Ontology annotation, biological process: cell-cell adhesion. Gene Ontology annotation, cellular component: nucleus; plasma membrane; cytoplasm. Gene Ontology annotation, molecular function: protein binding. Lineage: Eukaryota; Metazoa; Chordata; Lepidosauria; Squamata; Lacertidae.